Rubroshorea leprosula is the source of this 4192-nucleotide messenger RNA. NCBI's taxonomy places the organism in Eukaryota, Viridiplantae, Streptophyta, Magnoliopsida, Malvales, Dipterocarpaceae. The record is from the annotation of a GenBank genome assembly.
ACCAUAUGGCACGCUUCAAUAACAUCUUCUCAUAUUGCGAAACUGAGGAAGUUGAUGAUUGAGGGUUUUGAUAAUUUGGAAUAUCUAUUCACAUCUUCUGUGGCUAGAGAUCUGGUAAUGCUUGAACAGCUUAAAAUAGGGGGAUGCAAGAAGAUGGGAAAGGUUCUUUUUACAGAGAAUGUAGAAGAAAAUGGGAAUUUGAUUUUCCCUCAACUGAGGAUUCUACAGAUACAAGGCCUUCCAAAACUAGAAAGAUUUUGCCACGGCAAUUACAUCAAAUUCCCCUGCCUUUCGCAACUUUUGAUCAUGAGCUGCCCUGUAUUAAAGACAUUCAUCUCAUCAAGCUCUAGUUUUGACACUGGUACACUUCCUCUAUUUGACGCAAAGGUGACAUUCCCCAAGCUUGAGCAACUAACGAUUAAAUUUAUGGAAAGCUUGGACAAGAUAUGGGACAACCAACUUGAUUCAAGUUCUUUUUGCCAACUAAAUUAUCUUAGUGUGAAUUCAUGUAACAAGCUACUAAAUAUUUUCCCAUUUAGUAUGCUGGAAAGGCUUCAGAGACUAGACAAGUUAGAGAUACGGAGCUGUAAUUCACUUGAAGAGAUAUUUGAGUCUCAAGGGCUUGAUGCUGGCCAAUCACAAACUCAAAAAUUCAUGCCACCAACUUUGAUGGAAUCUGGUGCAAAGUUUGUGUUUCCAAAAUUGACACAGCUAGAUCUUUGUUUUCUGCACAAACUGAAGGCCUUAUGCCAUCAAAUGCAUACUACUGAAUGGCCAUCAUUGAAAAAAUUGAGAGUGUAUGGAUGUGAACAAGUACAGAUAUUUGCUUCAGAACUCUCAAGCUUCCGAAGAACAAAUGGAGAUGACCAACUCGAAGUUUCUCUUUUCUGGACAAGCAAGGUUGGAUAUCGUGGGUUGGAGAAUUUGAAGUUAUCUGAAUUUCUUGAGUUGAUUGAAAUUUGGAAUGAGAAACCUCAAGAAAUCUUGCCUUUCAAAAGGCUUAGAUCUCUAGAAGUUUGUAACUGUAACAGUUUCAGAUACCUUCUAACCACUUCUAUGGUGUUGGGCCUCACGCAACUCUGGUAUUUGAAAGUUGCAAAAUGUGCUCCAAUGGAGCAAGUGAUCAUAGGAGAAGGAGCGGAGGAGUUGUUUCCUAAUCUACGCUCUAUUAUUUUAGAGUCUUGUCCCAACUUGAAAUGUUUCUAUGAGGGAAAUAGUGGGCUUGUGUUUCCAUUGUUGAACAAAAUUACUGUUGUUAACUGCCCAGUUUUGGCUGCUUUUGCUGCUUCAUUUUCAAGUGACCAAAAGACAAAGAUAACAACUAAUGACGCAGAAAGUGAAGAAAGUCCUGUCAUCCGUAGUCAACCUUUCUUCAGUGAUAAGGUUGCAUUUCCAAACCUAAAGAAGUUGGAAUUGUCUUGGAUUAAUGUUAACACCAUAUGGCACGCUUCAAUAACAUCUUCUUAUGUUGCGAAAUUGACGAAGUUGAUCAUCAAGGGCUGUGGUAAUUUGAAAUAUCUAUUCCCAUCUUCCAUAGCGUUGGGCCUUGUGCAACUCUAUAAUCUGGAAGUCACAAACUGUGUCAAGAUGGAGCAAGUGAUCAAAGGAGAAGGAGCUGAGGACCUGUUUCCUAAGCUAUUCACUAUUAUUUUAGAGGCUUGUCCCAACUUGAAAUGUUUCUAUGAGGGAAGUAAUCGGCUUGAGUUUCCACGGUUGUACAAAAUUACUGUUGUUAACUGCCCAGCUUUGGCUACUUUUGCUUCUUCAUUUUCAAGUGACCGAAAGAAAGAGAUAACAACUAAUGACACAGAAAGUGAAGAAAGGCUUGUCAUCCCUACUCAACCUUUCUUUAGUGACAAGGCUGUGUUACCAAACCUAAAGGAGCUGCAAUUACGCUGGAUGAAUGUUAACAUCAAAUGGCACACUUCAAUAAUAUAUUUAUGUGUGGAGAAACUGAAGAAAUUGAUCAUUCAAGGCUGUGACAAUUUGGAGUACUUAUUCUCAUCUUCUGUAGCUAGAGGUUUAGUGAUGCUCAAUCGAGUUGAAAUAAGGGAAUGCAAGAGGAUGAGAGAGAUUAUUGUCACAGAGAAUGCAGAAGAAAAAGAGGAUUUAAUUUUUCCUCAAUUGAGCUUCCUAUUGCUAAAAAACCUCCAAAACAUUGUUGGAUUCUACUCAGGGAAUUGUAUUGUUGAAUUCCCAUCCUUAAAGCAAUUGCAAGUAUUGAACUGCCCAGAGUUGGAAGGAUUCAUUGUUAAAUAUUUUGCAAGUACAAAUGUCAUUGCUGACAAACAACCAUUCUUCAAUGAACAGGUUGCUUUUCCCAACUUGGAAAGUUUGACUCUCACUCACUUGAAAAACUUGGAUAUCAUAUGGCACAACCAAUUCCAUGCAAAUUCCUUUGGCAAACUAAAAUCAUUAACGGUUAGAAAUUGUGAGAAGUUAUCCACGGUUUUUCCAUCUGCUGAUAUGCUGGGAAGAAUAUGGAAAUCCCUAGAGAAGUUAAUUAUAUCUUAUUGUGGCUCGCUAGAAGUGGUAUUUGGAAUUGCCGAGUUCAAUGUCAAACAAACACAUGCUAUAAUAGACACCAAGUUGAGAGAAUUGAAUAUUAAUGGUCUACCAAGAUUGAAGUAUGUGUGGAAUAAGGAUCCCCAAGGGAUACUCACUUUCCACAGCUUGGAAUUAGUAGUUAUAGAACGUUGUGACAAACUCAAAUUUUUGUUUCCAGCUUCAAUAGGCAAAAGCCUUUCGCAACUUCAAAAGCUACAUUUAUUGAUGUGCGGGGUGGAGGAAAUUGUUACAAUGGGGGAACAAGGAAUUGAAGCAAUUGUUAACUUUGAAUUUCCUCAACUGUCAAGUUUGAAGCUUGAGCGGCUACCGAGACUCCAAUGUUUCCAUCCAGGGAAACACACAGCAGCGUGGCCAAAAUUAAAAAAGUUCCACUUUUCCCUUUUCAAUCAAGUAAAGAGAACAUAUGGCAGUUGGCAACUUGAUUUCCCUGUACGACUACCACUUUUCUCCAUAGAGAAGAUCAUCUCUCAGUUGGAAGAAUUGUCACUAUCAAGACAUGACAUUGUAAUGACAUAUGAACACCAAUUUAAAGAAGACUUCUUUUUCAAUGUCAAAGUUCUUAAAAUUCAUGAUUAUCUUGAUAAUGAAUCAGAUGUUUUACCCGUUAGAUUACUACAAAGAUUUUGCCAUCUAGAAGAGCUUGUCGUGGAGUUUUGUAAUUUUGAAGAACUGUUCCCUUCAAAAGGAGAAGUUGAAGAGCAAGAGAAACACAUUGAAAUUGAGACACUCUCAAGGAUUAAAACAUUAAAUCUAGAGCGCCUUCCAUAUCUCAGGCGUAUAUGGAGUCAUGACUCAUCAAUUGUUCUUCAAAAUCUUGAAACUCUUCAAGUUUUUAGGUGUGAGAGUUUGAUUAGCUUGUCAACAUCACCUGCCUUUUUCCAGAAUCUCGUAACUUUGAAUAUAAGCAGUUGUGGAGCAAUGGUGCUAGAAAUUUGUGAUUGUAGCAGGUUCAGGUACCUAUUAACGGAUUCAAUGGCUUUGGGCCUCGUGCGACUCUUGCAGUUAAUAGUAAAAAAUUGUGGAACAAUGGAACAAGUGAUAAUGGGAGAAGGAGCAAAAUAUAAAAUGGAAUUCCCACAUCUUUGGUUGAUCAAUCUAGAGUCUUGCUCAGAUUUGACAAGUUUUUAUGUGGGAAGUCAUAGUCUUGAGCUUCCACAAUUAAGUAAUUUUAUUUUAAAGGACUGCUCAAAGAUGGUCACAUGCGCUGCUUCUACAUCCUUAGAAGAGCACGACAAAGAGGAAUAUCAAUACCUCCUUAGCAGCAAGAAGAAUCAAUGGAUGAGGAAAGGAUGUGCAAGAUUUUCUUCCCUAACCUGGAGUUCCUACUGCUCCAAGACCUUCCAAAACUCACAAGAUUUUGUUCUGGAAAUUACUUGGAAUUACCAUGCCUUUGGAAACUUAAGAUAAGCAAGUGCCCUGUGCUGAAGACUUUGCUCUCUAGCUUCUAUUUUGGAGACAUGAUAGCUAGUUCUGAAAAUGUCAAAAACACUUGUACACUUUCUCUCUUUGAUGCAAAGGUGAUUUCUCCUCUAUUUUUUUCCCUUUAUUUUUUGCUUUUUAAUGUCUUAUAAUGCUAUUAUUAUUUUCUUAAAGUUUUACAUUUGAAAAAAAUUAGAUUCCAAUA